Messenger RNA from Medicago truncatula (barrel medic), 690 nucleotides. Its product is annotated as probable root meristem growth factor 8. The record is from RefSeq and is a predicted model, not a curated record. The coding region runs from base 69 to 416 and encodes 115 amino acids. The transcript is spliced from 4 exons. Lineage: Eukaryota; Viridiplantae; Streptophyta; Magnoliopsida; Fabales; Fabaceae.
AGGUUUAGUAUAUAAGUUAAACUCACCUGCUUAAGAAAGUAUCUCAUGCAUCCUUUCAACAAAAGAAAAUGGAGCUUAUAAAAAUCAUCACUUUUCUCUGUCUUUUCUUCUCUUCUUUACUAGUUGAAUCACAUCCUUCAUUUCACCACCAAGACCAGCAGCUUUCUCUACCAAUACUGCAUAGAAAGAUAAUGUUCACUGAAAAGGUUAAAGAAUCUGAUGAAGCUAGACAUCUUGUAUCACAUAAGAGGAAAGAUUCCCUUCCUGCUGGGAAACAAAACAUGGAGGUUGGAAGCAAAGGAACAAGACAAGAGUGGAUGGAAUCAGAUGAUCCUUCACAAUACUUUACUAUGGAUUAUAAUCGUGUCAAAAGACGGCGUCCUAUACACAACAAGCAAUUGCCGGUUGGUCCAUAAACAUAUAGGAGAAGAUAUAUAGACCACUUUGAUCAUAUCUCUCCAAUAAAUAACACUACCUUAGGAAGUCUUUUUAAGGCUAAAGUUUUGCUAAAUGUGUAACAUUAGGAUAUAGGAAAAUGGGUUUUUAGUAUGAUGAUAGUCUUUCUUUUAUUUAAAAAGUGUAUGAUAUGACUUAGAGGACUUGUAUCAACAACUUAAUUAAACCGUUUAUUUGAAAUCAUUUCAUAUUGUGUAUAUAUAUUUGGGUAAUGUAAACCAGUGCCGUUCAGAA